UUUGGAUUUGUGGCGGGCCCAAAAUGGCGACAGAGGUGGCUGAGGGGGUGGGUACCGCUGACGGGGAGAAGGAGGCCGCCGACGCUGCUGUUGCUGCUGCUGAGCCUCCGGGCAACCCCAGCCGGGAGCAGCUCCUGGACUACAUCGUCGACGUUUCCUUGCGGAAGAUUGUGGAAACGGGCAGCUACCAUAGGUUUGCGAAGUGUUACAGUCGUCUUUACAAAGUGCAACCUGAACUCACCAAGUGUGUUUACAAUCAGUUUAUCGCCCACCUGCAAACCUCCUUUCGGGAGGAGAUCCAGGACCUGAAGGAAGAAGGGAAUCUCAGUGUGCUCUUUAAAUCACUAGAUGAACUUGCGGAAGAAGCAAAGAAAAGGAGUACCCCUGCAUGGCGUCCCAGUGGAAUCCCAGAGGAAGACAUCCACAGUGCUGUUGUGCCGUACCUUCUGAAGCAGCGCAGAUUCCUACAAAAGGCCAUAAAAGAAAAGGAAGAGGCAAACUCGCGGUUGGCUGAAGCAGUGCUGGCUGGUCGGAAGAGAAUUGCAGACCUGCAGGAGGAGAUCAGAAAGAGCAAGGAAGAGUGGCAGGCAGUUGCUCAAGAAGGUCAGCAGAUCGUGAGCAGCCUUGAUGAGCUUUAGCGAGGAAGCAAAGCCUUGCUGGCUCCUCACGAAUGGAGCUUUGGAAGACUAGGAUCCCAGCCCAGGACUUGUAUAGGCUCUGAGGUGGAACUAACAGGCCACAAGUCUACUGCAGUGUGAGACUCAUUGGUUUCCAAUUCUUGCAGAGUGUUGCUUUCACAAUCCUGCCACUGGACUAUUUAAAAAAGUCUUUGCUGUGUGUCUGGGACCUGGACUAUAUGACCACACCCUGGACUGUGCAGGGGGGGGGCUUUUUUCUUUUUGCAGCUGCUUGAACCUUCCUUUUCCCUUGGUCAAGGUUCAUUUGAGCCCUUGAAAUCCUCAUCAGGAAACUGAGGCGGAGGUCACUUCCCACUGCAAUAUUCUCCCAGAUUUUAUUGCAUCUCAGUCAUUCUCUUUUCUUUCUGUAAGUUGCUUCCCUGCUUCUGUUCCUACUUAACACUUCUCAAAAACUCCAUCUACGUCUUGUCCACCAUGAAGCUCAGCCACUGGUGAGUCAAUGGUAAGGGUGCCACAAAACAGCCCAUGUUCACAGCAGAAUCAUUGGGGUGUUUGGGGGGUGACCUAAGCAGCAGCACCUCCCCUUUCUUAGUUUGAAGGGAGCAAAUAUUUGUUAGUUACUGAUGUAUAAGCAAGUACAACCAAACCUCUCCUCUGAAAUACUCUUUGUGUAUGUGUAACUUUUGAAGCAGAUUAGAACUGCAUUAAAGCAUUGCUACAAUUUCUGCCUUGCAUUUCUUUAACACAAAUAUUGCCAUCUGCCCAAGCUGGAGUUGCAGUGAAUUGUGCAACGUAUUUCUGCUGUGACUUAGCUGAGUCUUUCCCGUCGCUCAGAGUGGUGGGCAAGAUGGACCUCUAGCCUGAUCCAGCUGGGCUUUGCUUAGGUUGAGUUGUAGCAGCAGUCAGAGUGCGUAGAAAUCUACUUUAUGCGCCACCCAUUUUCUUCUGGGGAAAUUCUUGGUUGCCAGCCCCCUGCAAUGUGAAUGUGCUGGGUAUGCUUUGGGUAUGCUUUGCUUACCAGUGGGCUAAAAGCGAGGCCCAUUUGAACGUGUGUGUUAAAUAGGACCCACAAUGCACUGCAACAGGCAGGACUUCCGUGGCAGAACUGAUCAGGUUUCUCAAUAACGCAUCCAUACAGAAAGGGUUUCCCGGAGCGAUGGAAUACCAGUCCCCUGAGGCUAGAGAAGGAGGGUGUGUCUCUAUUGUACAUGUCAGCAUCUGCUCCCAAUUAGAUACAAUGUUUGUGUUUGGAUGUAAAGUCGACCCAGUUACCCAUAUUUUUCUUGUAUAAACAUGGGUUCCUUGAUUACACUGUAAAUAUA
Messenger RNA from Podarcis muralis (Common wall lizard), 1960 nucleotides. RefSeq names its product polyamine modulated factor 1 (gene PMF1). The record is from RefSeq and is a predicted model, not a curated record. Gene Ontology annotation, cellular component: MIS12/MIND type complex. NCBI's taxonomy places the organism in Eukaryota, Metazoa, Chordata, Lepidosauria, Squamata, Lacertidae. Gene Ontology annotation, biological process: chromosome segregation.